Messenger RNA from Mucor velutinosus, 444 nucleotides. RefSeq lists its product as uncharacterized. Lineage: Eukaryota; Fungi; Mucoromycota; Mucoromycetes; Mucorales; Mucoraceae. The record is from RefSeq and is a predicted model, not a curated record. The transcript has a single exon. Bases 1 to 444 code for a protein of 147 amino acids.
AUGCCCAGUACAGCUCGUAAUCUUUGGUUCCGGUUGAUUCAUAAUAAGGUUUCAUCCAAAGCUAACUUAUACACUCCUUUGAGAUUACCAGAUGAUCUCUGUGAAUACAGUGGCCAUCGCGAAACUACCGCCCAGAUGUUAUUCACUUGUCAAUCAAAUUUGGAAAUCUUGUCCAACUACUUUGCCUUGGUCUUCUUGCCUCUUGGAGCUCUGGAUAUGAGUGAGGUUUAUCAAAACGUCAUGUCUCUGAACCUCUCCUCAUUCCAUUUUCUUGACUCUCCUUUAAAGGUCUCUGUCUUUGUGGCCAUUACUUGUGUACUUACAACCAUUUGGCGCGCCAAGUGGCCAGCAUACUAUGACAAUGUUGGCAUUGACAAUCAAUCCAUAGUGGAUAGAGCCAUAUCCAACCUGCGUAACUUAUCCUCUCUGAACUGGAUCAAUUAA